CUGCAGUAUACAAUAAAUCAACAACAUAAAUAAUAAGAUAUAGCUAGCUGUCCAUAAUAUUUUUAUAAUACACAGUAUUACUACAAAUUAGCAAUCAAUAUCCGUUUUUUAUAUUUGAAUUUUUAUGGUUUUAUUUCCGGAAUCUCAUAAACACUACAAUAGGCCUAUAAUUUCUCUAUGAAUUAAAAUCAAUAUGUACCCGAACAAAAUAUUCCCGGCAUUAUCAGACAAGAUAGGCAUUCUUUAAAUUGUCAAGAUGAGACGUUCAUGCAGCGAAUUGUCAUUCCAAAAUAAGUAAUUGGGCCAGCAUAUCAGGCCUAUUGUCUAUUUCUCAGAGGCCCAUAGUUGUGUAGCUUGGCUUGUAAAAUCCCGCCGUAAUCUGCUCAUGCAUUUGGAUAUACGCGCGCGCGGUCUUUAAUUCGAUCGUAUACUAUUACAAUAAAGCCAAUGCCCUAUAUGGAAUUCCGUUCCCAAGCAGACAUGGCAAUGUUGUUGUUUUUUUCUAUAUAGGCUUUUGUACAAAAGAGACAAUUACUCGUAUCGUACAAUUUCCUGCACUGCGGAGACGGUCCCUUACAGUAAGAGGCACUCAACUUUAUGGAGGCACUACAAAACAGACCGAUCCCAGCUUUCACAAUUCCCUGCUGCUUUUAUCAUGCAACCAGCUGCACCGCACACCGCGAGUAACGUUCGCAUGAUGCAGACGAUCCCUUUGUCGACCGCAUGCCAGUAACCUUUACCCGGGCCGCUUUCUGGUCUCUGAUUGGCGCAUUCCUUACCGCUAAGCUUCGGUGCUUCGUUAUCGCUUCCCCUUCAUAACUGCUGUGUGCGGUUGGCAGUUAUCCUGGGCUAGGUAAAUGUAUUCCAAUAUACACACAGCCGGAAUGAAUAACAAGCACAAAUCCUCAAUAUAUCGCACAGACAACAGUACUAGUAGUACAUGCAAGCUUUAUGCUCCAACCAUACAUCUAACACGAGUAAAUGUACAACCGCCAACAGGCUGACUGGUGCAGUACCAACUUAUUCAUUGGCAACAUUCUCGUGAUACAAGCAUUCCAUCAUAAUCCCGAAAUGUUUAAAUCGGGUUUUCAACCAGUGUGUGUUCUAUACCAAGGUAAUCAGUCUCCCUUUGAUGGAAGCUGCCAGUUGGUUUGCCGACAUCAGAUUCAACAAGAAGACAUCAACACAGGAGACACAGUUACGGUGAUAGAUUUAGGUGGCUCUAAUGGAAGUGGGACGGCUGGUGCCAAGAAUGAAGGACCUCCCAUCAGACAAGGCAUCGUUAUGGGUCAGGAGAUGGUCUCGAGUCUGAUUGCAGCUCAAUUCAAAACCAAACUGCCAGAAGAAACAAGUCCAAAUCCGAACAAAAGGAGAAAGAUGUCUGACGAACAAGAUAACUCAAAAGAUGAGAAAGGCAAACUAGAGACGAGCCUGCUCCGAAGUGUCAAUUCAGCUGUGAAUGUGCUAAGUAAUGAGGUCGCAAGGCAAUCCAAGGAGCUUGCUCACAUAAAGCAACGACAAAUCCAGAUGAUGAAUCUCCUUGAUGGGGUGUUCAGGAAACGAGAAGUCACAUACAUGGGAGAGUCGUCUUCAACAUCGUCUGUAGUUCAUGUCCGAAAUCGGGAGGAGGAGUUAACAGACUCGGGGCCAGUCAUAUCAUCUGUUCGGUCCACUGCUGCAGGAACUGGUGGCAAAGUAAUGAACAUUAAAUCUGAGAUCCAUGCAAGAAGUUCACCUGUACCUUCACAAGGUAGUGAGUCAUUCGAGGAGGGUUUGUACUCGGUGGUCAAACUGUCCCCAGAACAGGAGCAUGGAUGGGAGGAGGACCCAGGUACACCUUCGACAGCUGGAGACAAGCCACGGUAUCUUGAAGGGACAGUUCUGGACAACAAAGGGCAGUAUAUUGAGAAGGUAACAGCAGAAGAAAAGAACAAUCAAUUUGAACAGUCAGUCCUAGACAACAAGAAGCAGUAUCUUGACCAGAUAUUUAAAAACUGGCGACGUGGUGACAAUGUCGAGAUCGGAAACUACACUCUUAAGGUGAUGAUGCCCGUUACUGAGCUUGAAGAUAUUCUGUACAAGACGAACAAUGCUACCAGCUUCGCUUAUCGCUUGGCUGGGAAGUGCUUCACAUCGAGGGAGAUGUUGGAGGGCAACACAAGAGGUGGAGGAUUCCGCAUGGAUGGAGAGGUCUUCAAGCAACUGAAUCCGGACGUUGUGGAGAUGAUCGGAGGAGAAGUGAAGAAACGCUUUCCAUUCAGUGACGAAGCUUUGCUUUCUCGCAUUGUAAGGAAUGCCAUCAAUGAGAGGGCACGUAAUGAAAGGAAGAAGAAAGCUAGAUUCACCUCGCACAAGUUUGAAGACGAGAGCUCACCACAAAUAAUCACUGACUCAGAGACUUUUGAAUAAUUUUUCAGUUAAAGGAGACAUCACGUUGAAUUCUUCGAAAAUACAGCAAGAAGCUACAAUUUGUAUGUAACUGAAUCAAUCCUUAACUGAGUACUGCAAUAUUUGCAGAGAUGCCAACCCUUCCACAUCUAUUGUAAGGGUUCUGAACGCAUACAUUCGUAAUUCCGAAGCUUCGUUAUUCCGAGGGUUCGUAAGUCCGAAAACGAAAUGAGGUUCGUAAUUCC
Messenger RNA from Lytechinus variegatus (green sea urchin), 2633 nucleotides. RefSeq lists its product as uncharacterized. The record is from RefSeq and is a predicted model, not a curated record. Lineage: Eukaryota; Metazoa; Echinodermata; Echinoidea; Temnopleuroida; Toxopneustidae. The transcript has 5 exons. Bases 982 to 2409 code for a protein of 475 amino acids.